AAAUAAAGCUAGAAAUUUAAAAGGUAUUUAUAGGAUAGUACCACAAAGAUGUCCAUAUCUCUAGUCACGCCAAAGCCUAAAGAUUUUUUAGGAAAUUAAAUAAUCAUUGACUUGAGUCAACUGAUUAUCAAUACUUUUCUAUCAUUGAAGGCCAAAACAAGGCAACGUAUCAGAUACUAUUUUCAAUUAUUGAUCUUAUUCCUCUUAUAAAUAAAUCCAAAAGAAGCAAGAGUAGAGGAGACCAAAGAAAGAAAGCCAAGCUAAAGAGAUGGAGAAAUUAAGUAAUCAAAGAGGGAUGGCGUACUCUAUUGAGAUUACCCCAAUAGAUGACCAAAGUCCACAGCUUCCUCAAGCUACAAAAGAUAAGAUACGAGAGGGGAAGAAAAUAUAUCAUUUAAUCGAGAUAAAGGAAACAAAUGGUCAAGAUCAAUUAGGGUCACACGCAAAUAAAUCUCUAAAUCAAAUCUAUGAUGAAAGAUUUAUGGAUUUGGACAAUACAUAUAACAAAUCUUGUACCAUAUUCAAAGUAAAUGUGGAGCUACGGAAAUCAAAUCCAGAUGCUUAUACGCCAAUGUUGAUCUCCAUUGGUCCUUACCAUAACAAGAAUCCAGAACUUGGUUGGAUGGAGAAGUACAAAUUGUUGUACCGACGACGAUUUCUGCAGCGGAAAGCGGGGCUUGAUGUGGAAAGUUGCGUUAGUGAAAUUGAGGAAAUGAAGGAUAAAGUACUAAAUUGUUAUGAUAAUAUAGAGCACCUGGACAGUGAUAUUGUUAGCAAAUUUUCAGAAAUAAUAUUUCUAGAUGGAUGUUUCGUGGUUGAGUUUAUUCGAGAGUAUCAUGGAAUGAUUCCUGAAGGAGAAGACCGAAUUAUAAACAAUGAUUAUAUGAUAGACCUUGCACGUCGAAUAUAA
Molecule: messenger RNA, 910 nt
Organism: Lycium ferocissimum
Lineage: Eukaryota; Viridiplantae; Streptophyta; Magnoliopsida; Solanales; Solanaceae
Product: putative UPF0481 protein At3g02645
Exons: 3
Coding region: 269-910 (213 amino acids)
Source: RefSeq, a predicted model, not a curated record